GUUGCCGUAGUGUCGUCACACCCAAACAAGCUGCAGUUUGCUGGUGAUUACUGCCGGAUGGUUCAAACUGAGUGGAUUUUGUAUCCAUAGCCAACUUUAAUCAUAAUGUCUCAGGAUCUGUGGCUACAGAACUAUGAUGCCACUUGUCGCCUGGCACAGGAAAUAGCAGAAAACAUUCAUGAACGGAACAGGCAGCAGAGAACAGGGGGAAACCCUGCAAAGCUCAACAUGACACUACGGGCAUCACUGCAGAAGCUGAAACAGAACAUUGCCCAGCUCAAAGAGGGUUUGUUACGAGCUUCAUCAUCUCGGCGCAUAAUGCAGUCAGAAGCUGACAGGAGGCAGAAUCUCAUUGAUGACCUGCUAACCAGAGAGAAGCAGCUCAAUGCCACCUUCAAGGGAGACAUCACAGAACCAGAACCUUCCAGGUCGACUUUGAUGGCUCGAGGGGUAGGAGGGAGUGGAGGCGUUGCGGCCAACCCCUGGCUGGUCAAUGAAUCAGAGGAGACGAGAGGGCUGACCUUCGGGGAGAUCAAACAGCAGCAACAACAGGUCAUCGAAGCCCAGGAUGCAGGCUUGGAAGCACUAGCCGCUGUCAUCAGCCGACAGAAGAGAAUGGGCCAGGAGAUUGGAAAUGAGCUGGAUGAACAGAAUGAAAUCAUUGACGACCUCGCUCAUCUUGUGGACAAGACAGAUGACAGGAUUCGAAAUGAGACACGAAGGGUGAAGCUGGUGGACACAAAGUCAGCCUCCUGUGGGAUGUUGGUGGUGAUCGUGCUGCUUCUAAUAGCCAUCGUAGUGAUCGGUGUGUGGCCUGUGUAGGUGAUGAGGACAGCAGCGAUCAUGGACCUGUGCUGGACGACUACUUCAGUGACAGUUUGGUGCAGAAUGCAAGUUUAAAACCUUUGCAUACACAUUGCACACAUGUACAGACACAAACACUCAUUUAAACACUGUCUCUCGUCAGGUUUUCUUAUUCUUGUUCUGCACAUUUACACAAAGGUCACUGGUGACUGUCCAAUGAACGCAAUGUGAAAUGAAGACUUUAACAGCACCAUUUCCUUUUUUCUAUACAGUAAGUUUUUGCUUGGGUGAAGGACACUGGUAACAGCAUGUAUUGUUUGGGUGGAAAUCAUGCUCAUUUGAUAGUUAUUCAAAUGUCUGGCUCAUUAAAUCAGCAAUUCAUCAAACAGUUAAUUAUUUGGAGGUUUGUAAGGAGUUAAAUAUAUUUUUAGCCUGGACUGUGGUGGAUAUUGACCCAACAGGAGGACCUCCCUCAGGUAGCAGGAGCUUUUCUUCCAUGAGUCUGUCUGUGGUCUGGGUUGAGGCUAAUACUGGGUACAGUUAUUCUGCAAGCUUUGCAAUAUUCACACUCACUUAUAUUUACCCAUGCAUUACUGCAGCAGCUGUAAUGUUAUCAUUUGUCUAGGGAUUUUACAAUGUUUAUAGAGUAGCUCUCGGCCAAAACAAACAGCUCGGCUGUGUUACUAACAUGGCUGUUUUCCUUCCCUGUAAAUCAGUUCAGCUUGUAAUUUCUAAUAAAUGACGUUUCCAGUUAAUAGUCCCCGGAUUCCUGUCUGUCUGCAUUUAUGCCCAGGGCUCACUCUGGAGGAUUAUAGUGUUUUGUAACAUGAUAUUUAUCUGGGGUAGACCUUUGUCAAAGCCUCAGCACACUAGUACCACUUCCACAUUUCCAUCAGGAAAUCUGCAUAUAUUGUUUUGUCCAAUGUACUUGUUAUGAAGUGGCAACCGGUAAAUGUAGAACAGCUGACUAUUAUUUGCCUUAGUAUUAACAUAAAAACUUAAUAAAUAAAAACAGUCAUUUAAAGCAACAGAGUCAAAUGAUUUUUCAAUGUAACAAGAGUUUAUUUGAACUGAAAAUCUGAAUUUAGUUCUACCAGGUUGGUGUGUUCAGUAGUUAUUAUUUCCUUCUUUAAUGGCAACGAUCUAAACAACCACAAGUUAAAAAAAAAAAAAAAAAAAAAAAAAAUGGUUGAUAAAGACAAUAAAAUCCACAAUGUCUUGUGUCAUUAAAUAUAUUCAUAUA
Messenger RNA from Toxotes jaculatrix (banded archerfish), 2047 nucleotides. RefSeq names its product syntaxin 8 (gene stx8). The record is from RefSeq and is a predicted model, not a curated record. Gene Ontology annotation, cellular component: SNARE complex; endomembrane system. Gene Ontology annotation, biological process: vesicle fusion; intracellular protein transport. The transcript is spliced from 8 exons. The coding region runs from base 106 to 822 and encodes 238 amino acids. NCBI's taxonomy places the organism in Eukaryota, Metazoa, Chordata, Actinopteri, Toxotidae. Gene Ontology annotation, molecular function: SNARE binding; SNAP receptor activity.